Molecule: messenger RNA, 1241 nt
Organism: Macrosteles quadrilineatus (aster leafhopper)
Lineage: Eukaryota; Metazoa; Arthropoda; Insecta; Hemiptera; Cicadellidae
Product: NADH dehydrogenase [ubiquinone] 1 alpha subcomplex assembly factor 4-like
Exons: 5
Coding region: 298-1131 (277 amino acids)
Biological process (GO): mitochondrial respiratory chain complex I assembly
Cellular component (GO): mitochondrion
Source: RefSeq, a predicted model, not a curated record
CGACCGGGCGAAAUGCGAUGCGAUAUUCAUUCGAGACGAAAGUCGAAACACAUUUUAUCGUCUGCUACGCUGUAGCUGUAGUGCUGUGAUGUUGUUGUUGUGUUCUGUUCUGCUGUCUGCUCCUGCUGUCUUCUGUCUGUGACUGUGUUGUGUGUGUUCAGCUUCAGCAAUCUCUUCUUCAUUGUCACAUAGAAGAUUCGUAGUUAUGGAAUCUGUCUGGAAACUUUUACCCUAGGCCUAAGAUGACCUGAACACCAUUUAAGUCUACUAAGUGAAAUCGACUUCUUAUCUUUUGAUAUGGGGCAAGCAAUAACUAAACUGACUUCACUCACACUACGAGAACUGAGGAGCUUCAAUGUGGAGAAAAGGGCUGAAAAAGUGAUUUCUAGGGAAAAACCAACUCCAGCACCCAUGUACCCGUCCACUAUCAAAGAACUAGAACAGUUAAAAGAAGACAAUGUAUCAACCGAAUACUUGCAUAAAAAAGAUGAAAGACUUGAUGGAUAUUUGAAGAAAGUGUAUGUUUCUUCCCCAGAUCCAGCCCCUCCAUUGGAGAGAAAAAUAGACCCAAAACGACCAUUACCAAUUAUUAGAACAACGGACAAUGAAAUAACCUAUGGCUACAGUGCAAGUGAAGAAGCCCUUGUACCUGAGGGUAAAGUGACUCUGAAGCAAGCUCUUGCCUUCAUCAGCAGUCAUCAGGACGACCCAAAGAAGUACAGCCAAGCGGCCAUUGCCUCUCAGUACAAGAUAGCACUUGCAGACUCAAAUGAUAUUCUAGAGCACUUCAAAAUGUUUACAGUAAGAGUGCAGAAGAAAGAGGUUGACCCUGAAUCGUUAUCAGCUUACGAACGUCUUCAACUUAAAGUAAAAAAUAUGACUCCUUUAAGCUCCGCCUCUCUAUUGAAAGAAAUGAAAGCGGUUUAUGGUAAUCUCAAUGAAAAGUCCCCCGUGAUGAGUAAGGACGAAAAAGACAUCCAGUCCAAAAAUAUUGUCGAGAUUGAGAUGAAAACACCGAAAACAAUUGAAGAUUUUAAAAUAGAAGGUAACACGAAGGCGGAAGAAAAAGAAAAUAAGAACGAAGUAGGUAAAAAAAGGUCUUCAAAAAAACAGAGUCAAGAAAAUGGAUGAAUUUAUUAAUGCUUAUAGGUUUAGUUAUUUAAUGUUGUAUAGAAAGCUAAAAGUUGAUAACUUAUUGUAAAUAAUAUCGUUAAUGAAUAAAUAAUGUUAUCUGAUUAAAA